This is a messenger RNA of Anas platyrhynchos (mallard), 1882 nucleotides long. It is a transcript of the gene GPR61, whose product is annotated as G protein-coupled receptor 61. Lineage: Eukaryota; Metazoa; Chordata; Aves; Anseriformes; Anatidae. Gene Ontology annotation, biological process: G protein-coupled receptor signaling pathway. Gene Ontology annotation, cellular component: signaling receptor complex; plasma membrane; endosome. The record is from RefSeq and is a predicted model, not a curated record. Gene Ontology annotation, molecular function: G protein-coupled receptor activity.
ACCCCCCCCUCGAGACCCCGCAGAUGAGGGGGGCUCGGCGGGGCCGGGUCCCCCCCCGUGUCCCUGCCCGGGGCCCGGUGGUCCCGGGGAGCGGCGGCGCGGGCGGGAGGCGUUUAGGACCCAGCAGCCCGGUUGGUGCGGGAGCAUCCCUCGCCGCAGCGGCUCCAGCACCGGCCCCGGCCCCGAGCAUCCCCGCCCGGCUCCGGCCGGGGGCCCGUGGAGCCCCCCCCGGGGCACGCGGCUCUGCCCGGCGGAGAGGAGCGGGGAGAUGAGCGGGGCCGGGGGGCACCCCUGGGUGCACUGAGUGCCGCGGGCUCGGCAGAACCCAUCCCGCACCAGCACAGCGGGGCCGGGAGAUGGCCCGGAGCCGGUGUCGGGCGUAGGGUGGCAGAGAUGUGAGCACCCAGCGAUGCCCCGCGGCCCUGCGCCGGAGGCCCCGAGGAUGGGCGAUGGGCCGGUGAGCGCAGCGGCACAGCAUGGAGCCCUCCCUGCCCGCCCCCUGGGCCUGGAACGGCUCUAGGGCGGCGCGGGCGCUGCAGCCCUCCCCGGGCCCCAUGCCCCCCAACAGCACGGCCGACGGCAAGCCCAAGGACGUGGCCUCCAAGUCGGUGGGGCUCUUCUUCAUGCUGCUCAUCGACCUGACGGCCAUCGUGGGCAACGCCGCCGUCAUGACCGUCAUCGUGAAGACGCCGGCGCUGCGCAAGUUCGUCUUCGUCUUCCACCUCUGCCUGGUGGACUUCCUGGCCGCCCUCACCCUCAUGCCGCUGGAGAUGCUCUCCGGCUCGUCCAUCUUUGACAGCCCGGUUUUCGGCGAGGCCAUGUGCCGCGUCUACCUGUUCCUCAGCGUCUGCUUCAUCAGCAUGUGCAUCCUCUCCAUCUCCACCAUCAACGUGGAGCGCUACUACUACGUGGUGCACCCCAUGCGCUACGAGGUGCGGAUGACGGUGGGGCUGGUGGCCUGCGUGCUGGUCGGCGUCUGGCUCAAAGCCGUGGCCACCUCCCUCGUGCCCGUGCUGGGCUGGCUGUCCCCCGACCGCCCGCCGGCGCCCGCCGGCCGCGGCUGCUCCUUGCAAUGGAGCCGCGGCCCCUACUGCAAGUUCUUCGUGGUCUUCUUCGCAGCCUUCUACUUCCUCCUGCCCCUCCUCAUCAUCGUGGUGGUCUACUGCAGCAUGUUCAAGGUGGCGCGGGUGGCAGCCAUGCACCACGGUCCCCUGCCCACCUGGAUGGAGACGCCGCGGCGGCGCUCCGAGUCGCUCAGCAGCCGCUCCACCAUGGUGACCACCUCGGGGGCCCCCCGCACCACCCCGCAGAGGACGUUCGGGGGGGGCAAAGCAGCCGCCAUCCUGCUGGCCGUGGGGGGCCAGUUCCUCUUCUGCUGGCUGCCCUACUUCUCCUUUCACCUCUACACGGCCCUGAGCGCCCAGCCCUUGGCGGGGCCAGCGGCCGAGACCGUGGUCACCUGGCUCGGCUACUUCUGCUUUACCUCCAACCCCUUCUUCUACGGGUGCCUCAACCGGCAGAUCCGCGGCGAGCUGGGCCGGCUCCUCACCUGCUUCUUCAAGCAGCCGCCCGAGGAGGACCUGCGGCUGCCCAGCCGCGAGGGCUCCAUCGAGGAGAACUUCCUGCAGUUCCUGCAGGGCACCGGCUGCCCCGCCGAGCCCCGGCCCCGCCUCGACACCCCCAGCCCCAAGCGGGACCAGCCCCCCGUUGACUUCCGCAUCCCGGGACAGGUCGGCGAGGACGGGGCCGAGGGGCCGGAGCGGCGCGGUGCUGACGGGACCCACGCGGCCGCCCCCGUCCCCGUCCCCCCGGGGCUGUAGCGUCCCCGCGGUCGCGUUCGGCUCAAACACGGCUGCACGGGGACGGCUGCCCCGCUCCGCUC